UCUUGACUCCGCUCAGUGUGUGCGCGCUCAGUCAACUGGGGGGAAAAACGACACAAACUGAUCUGAAAUCAGCCUGAAUGAGGUCCGGUGAUUAAGCGCGGGAUCAGAGGAGCCAUGGUGACCAAGAAAGUUCGCACAGAGUACAUGAAGAAGUUCCGGGAUCCCAAAUGGGAGACGUUUUCUAAAUGCUACGAGGACUCGCUGAAGUACCGUCUGACCCGGCGGUUGAUGGAACAUUCCCACAAUCCCUGGUUCUGGGAGGGCUGGGACAGCGACUCUGACUCCAGCGGCUGGUCCAUGCCCCACCCAAGCAGGAACAAAGUCGCCCCUCUGUCUGUGGCCCCGCCCACAGCCUUGGUGGUCAGACAGAGCCUGGCAGAGGUCAAGUCCAAACCGGGGCCGGAGGUCCCAACUGAGAACGAGACAUCAGAUGAAGAUAUAGCGCCAUCUACAGAAAACGCCGUGAGUGAAGCUAAAGGCGCUCGGCCACCCGAGGUUCCAAACGCUGGCCGACCCGCUGAUGACACAGCAACAGACAAUGGCCCGGCUGACUCUAGAUCUUCUGACGCGGCACCAGUAAACCAGAGACCUAAACGGCGUCAUCGACGCCGCACCCCUCGCUCUGAACCGGUAUGCCAGCACAGUUCCUAUGACAACAGUGCGCCUGCAUCCCAGAAACCAGUGAGGGCGAAGAGCCAGCAGCCAACCGGCAGCAAAGAGGAGAACCGGCAGACGGCCAGCGUGAAGCCGGCAGAGGUCAGAAGGUCAAUAAAUGCGAACCACACCACCAGCACGCCGCCAGGGCGGCAGGCGGCCAAGCGCAGCUCAAACUUGGACCGCUGGCGGGCACGCUCGGCUGAUCUGGACGCACUCAGGCGCUCGCUGCUGAAGCCGGCGGAGGAUCACUGGAUGACGGAGUACAUGCGCUGCUUCUCAGCACGGCUGAGGUAGAGACGGCGCCGGCGGCAAGGUGAUCCCUGCCCCCCUGAGAACACAGGACAGGACACGGAGAACCGCUGGGUGUUUGAGUUUGAUUAAAAUGAACUUUUUACAGUUAUU
This is a messenger RNA of Thalassophryne amazonica, 1059 nucleotides long. RefSeq names its product centriole, cilia and spindle-associated protein a (gene ccsapa). Gene Ontology annotation, biological process: regulation of mitotic spindle assembly. The record is from RefSeq and is a predicted model, not a curated record. Lineage: Eukaryota; Metazoa; Chordata; Actinopteri; Batrachoidiformes; Batrachoididae. Gene Ontology annotation, molecular function: microtubule binding. The coding region runs from base 115 to 951 and encodes 278 amino acids. The transcript has 4 exons. Gene Ontology annotation, cellular component: spindle; ciliary transition zone; ciliary basal body.